Paecilomyces variotii is the source of this 2649-nucleotide messenger RNA. RefSeq lists its product as hypothetical. The record is from RefSeq and is a predicted model, not a curated record. Bases 168 to 2381 code for a protein of 737 amino acids. The transcript has a single exon. NCBI's taxonomy places the organism in Eukaryota, Fungi, Ascomycota, Eurotiomycetes, Eurotiales, Thermoascaceae.
AAUUAUUCACCACGUCAUAUAUCCGGAAUUCACGGCCUUAACGUCCCUGUUGAUUCUUUGAGGGCCCCUGGAGAAACUGACAUCUUCCAUGGGAUAUUGUUAUCUGAAAAAUCAUUGACCGUGGAACUUUGAGUCGUUGCUAUCAUUGUGGGACAAGGUCUUUCAAGAUGGUGGGCUUAAGGAAGUUUUUCAACCCGGAAAAAGGUGUGUCUCUACGACGUCCUCGUACGAGACACCACGAAGACUCGACAGCAGACCUGGGCCACUUGAACCGUGUCGAAAGCUAUGCGCAGUCAGCUGUUCUUUCACCAAUGAGUCCCGGCUUUCCUCCUGAGCUUAGAUCACCUCGGUUGGACAUGAGCCAUCACUUUGCUGGUAUUGAGAAACAGUUUGAAGAGCUGCAUGAGCAAUUUCAGGCGCGGCCUAUGUCUGCAAUCUCUCAUUGUCCAUCCGAUACUCGCAGCGCCUUCACAGUCAGGACCACACGUCAUGUCGAUCUUGUAGAAGCAGUGUCCUCUCAUAGUCACCAGAUGAACGGCACGUCGCUGACGGAUCCAUACAACGAAAAUGUCGCCGACCGAAACAUUUUACAGCCAGGGAAAAAGAAACAGAAACGAUCUCGGUAUGCCCGGUUUAUAUCCGCUCUAUACCAUGAAGACGUGGCAGAUCGGAACAUAGCGAGCAGGGGAAGCAGUGUCUCGAACUCGGGAUCGCGCAAAAGCGGCAACUCCUCGGAGACACGGCCAACAACAAGAGCAGGGUUCCUUGGCAGAGGCCGAGUCUCCCACAUACCGACAGUUCUUCGAAGAGAGAAUAGCAGUGUGUUGGUUACUUCUCCGCAAGUGGAUCUACUGCAGAACUCUGGUUCUUUCAGUGAGAAUCCCGGCAAUCAGGAAAAAGGACCUAUACAAACUUCUACAGAAAGUCUACGAUCACAGAAAUCCGCGCCGAAUCUGUUAGCAAAAGCGCAGAAUUCCCCACGCAAUGAUGCUGGACCCGGAAAGUCAACCCUUCUGGAAGUGCCCGAAGCUUUCAAAUAUGGCAGGAAGAUGUCGAGUGUCCCCCUCCCGGAUAGUCCGACCUUACCAGAUCUCUGCUGCCAAAGGCCAGCAACUUCAUGCGUGUCAAUUGAUCCAGUUUAUUCAAACGAAAAACAUAACUCAGAAAACACGGAGCGAGUCGAGGAUUCUCGAGCAACAUCUAAAAAGAAUGUACGGGAUCUUCGGAUCAACACACAGUUAGCUUCAACCAGGAAUCCUAUGAAGAUCGAACAUCGGGCUAUACAACCACCAACACCACACCAGGACUUGGGUGUCCCAAGUCCCAGCAUCGCGCAAAUUGUGAAUAGUCCGCUUCCAGCCGCCACGCCUUCGUCUAUCUCGUCACCGCUGCCGUCCACGUAUAAUGCAGAGGAAAUCAUGGAUAUGUUCAAGCAAGCCUAUGUGUCGACGCAUGUCAAAUCACCUGUUCCUACCUUUGAGACCCUCCAAGAUGCCAUCGUUCGGGAGAUCAACUCGCAUGAGGCUUUCCGCCGUGUGCCAGUCCCUGAUAUCAUGGCCCCCCCGUUCACGCCACCUCUGACUGAGGAUGAAUUCCUCACUGAUAGCGAGCUCCAAACCCCAGUGGCGUCACAGAGAUACCCUCUCGAGAGGGAAAACCAGUUCACGAAGCUUAUCCGUAAAACAUCCCAAGGACGGAAGAGGAGAAGCAAAAGCAUAUCAUCGCUUAUACCAUCAAAGGCAUACGAUAAGCUCGUUAAGCGCCCUGAAACGAGUGGCCGGGGACGGAGGCACACGUUUGCUGAGAGACCUUCCGCUGGUCUUGCUGCUACUAUGUAUCCCGACCAGCACUUUCAUGGGGAAGCCCAGAGAGGAUCUGUCCCGUACGGAAACCUUCACCGUGGUGCGUCCGACUCGCAGGUCCCUCUGAGAUCGAUCCCGAAGGUGAACUUAGACUCAGAGGUUAAAAAUGCCUUCCGCCCAAGUUCUUCAGCAACAUCUGGCUCUCGCAACAGAGCGGACAUGCUUCAAUCAAGACCAUCUGCCAUUCGUCGUAUGUGCGCACAGGCGUCACCUCCAGAAGACGAUAAUGACAAAACAUUUUACGUCGACGAUGAUCCAGACGAUAUCAUCGAGCUUCCGCAUGUUGACGUCCGUCCCAUACAGAUCAAGAGCGUUGAUGACAAUGACGUGGCGUACUUUUUCAACGCAGUACAACCAAUAGAUCUUGAUGAACCGACAAGCAAACGAUGUUCAACUCCUCAGAGGGCUUUUCAAAAGCAGUAUAUCUCUUCGGCUUUCUCUCACAGCAGGAAGCACAUUCCUCUUCGGAGAAGUAGUCUGAACAACGGCAGUCCAGACUCGCAACGAGCAGUGCGGUGAACGCGCAUCCGGCCAAAUGAAUUACAUUUGUCGCUAUUAAAAUGUUGCAUACUCCUGAGUAGCAACAAUCCUCCUUCGUUUUAUUUUAUUCCAUUUUUCAUAUUUUACACUACGUACUUGGGACAUGGUUUCAUCUUUUUUUCAAGCCAGCUGACGGUUAUAUAUGGCGCCAUUGGUUGGUUACAGUUUCUAGAUUCUUCGGGGCGCACCCAUGCUGCAUUUCUUUUUUUUUCUUUUGUGUUCUGCACUUAUACCACACCUUAGCCUG